Prosopis cineraria is the source of this 1136-nucleotide messenger RNA. RefSeq names its product ADP-ribosylation factor-like protein 2. Gene Ontology annotation, biological process: protein folding. Gene Ontology annotation, molecular function: GTPase activity; GTP binding. The record is from RefSeq and is a predicted model, not a curated record. The transcript has 5 exons. Lineage: Eukaryota; Viridiplantae; Streptophyta; Magnoliopsida; Fabales; Fabaceae. Gene Ontology annotation, cellular component: microtubule cytoskeleton; cytoplasm. Bases 210 to 767 code for a protein of 185 amino acids.
UCUGUCGAAUCAUUUCAUGCCAUUUUUUUGGGGAAGAAUGCGGUCUGUAGGUGGCGUAGGUACAAGGAGUAACCAAAACCAGCCGCCCCCACUCUGCGGUUCCCCUCCCCCGCUCCUCCUCGACUCGGAAACUAAAAGAUUUGCCUAGUCAGAUUUCAAUUCGGAAACUUCACAGUUUGAUAUUUCAGCAUUUGAUCUAGCGUAGCUUAAUGGGUCUUCUCAGUAUCAUUAGGAAAAUCAAAAGGAAAGAAAAGGAAAUGCGCAUUCUCAUGGUCGGGCUGGACAAUUCUGGGAAAACUACAAUUGUUUUGAAGAUUAAUGGGGAGGACACUAGCGUAAUUAGUCCUACUCUUGGUUUCAACAUCAAAACCAUCACCUACCAAAAGUAUACUCUCAAUAUAUGGGAUGUUGGGGGCCAAAAGACAAUAAGAUCUUAUUGGAGAAACUACUUUGAGCAAACAGAUGGUUUGGUCUGGGUAGUUGAUAGUUCAGAUUUAAGAAGGUUGGGUGAUUGCAAAAUGGAGCUGGAUAACCUUUUGAAGGAGGAGAGACUAUCUGGAGCAUCUUUGCUGAUACUAGCUAACAAGCAGGAUAUUAAAGGUACCCUUACACCUGAAGAAAUAGCCAAGGUGCUGAACUUAGAAGCCAUGGACAAAUCACGGCACUGGAUGAUAGUUGGCUGCAGUGCAUUUACUGGUCAGGGUCUGCUUGAGGGAUUCAAUUGGCUGGUCCAAGACAUAGCCUCUAGAAUCUACAUGCUUGACUAAUCGUUUUUCAUGAAAUAGUUCCAAUCUCUUACCUGAUAUGCUGGUUCAGGGGACAUCGUGAGUGUACUGCAUCCCUGGUAAAUUGGAUAUCAUUUCUGAAUGCAUGCUAGUUUUUGAACGCAGCAACGUAAUAGCGGAUUGCUGAUUCACAAGAAUGUGAAACCUACUUGUGAGAAUGUGAACAUUGCUGAGUUCUUCUAUGCACAUGGAGUAGCUGUGAACUUAAACAUGUUGGUGCUCUGAACUUGUUGAUGUUCAUAUGAAUGUGUAGUGGACCUUUGCUAUAUUUCAUAAUUUUAUCUGAACUCGUGGGGGAAUGAACAAUAUCUUUCAACACAAUAGAAAGACUUCAUGAUUCUUUUUCUUCAA